Molecule: messenger RNA, 979 nt
Organism: Camelus dromedarius (Arabian camel)
Lineage: Eukaryota; Metazoa; Chordata; Mammalia; Artiodactyla; Camelidae
Gene: CAV3
Product: caveolin 3
Exons: 2
Coding region: 124-579 (151 amino acids)
Biological process (GO): regulation of cytosolic calcium ion concentration; cell differentiation; regulation of membrane depolarization during cardiac muscle cell action potential
Cellular component (GO): sarcolemma; caveola; focal adhesion
Molecular function (GO): connexin binding; transmembrane transporter binding; molecular adaptor activity
Source: RefSeq, a predicted model, not a curated record
GGGCCUAUUUAGCCGGCAGGGGCACAAGUCUGGGGACACUGAACUGGUGUCCCUGCCCCAGGUCUUUUCGGCCCCGCCGGCCACGCGGCCCAGAUCUCCUCCUACGGCUCCCCCAGCUCCACAAUGAUGGCCGAGGAGCACACAGACCUGGAGGCCCAGAUCGUCAAGGACAUUCACUUCAAGGAGAUUGACCUGGUGAACCGGGACCCCAAGAACAUUAACGAGGACAUAGUGAAGGUGGAUUUUGAAGAUGUGAUCGCAGAGCCUGUGGGUACCUACAGUUUCGAUGGUGUGUGGAAGGUGAGCUACACCACCUUCACCGUCUCCAAGUACUGGUGCUACCGCCUGCUGUCCACGCUGCUGGGCGUCCCGCUGGCCCUGCUCUGGGGCUUCCUGUUUGCCUGCAUCUCCUUCUGCCACAUCUGGGCGGUGGUGCCGUGCAUCAAGAGCUACCUGAUCGAGAUCCAGUGCAUCAGCCACAUCUACUCGCUCUGCAUCCGCACCUUCUGCAACCCGCUCUUCGCUGCCCUGGGCCAGGUCUGCAGCAACAUCAAGGUGAUGCUGCGGAAAGAAGUGUAAGGCUGGGUGGGCGACGGGGGUGGUGGGGCAGGGGAGCUGGGCCAGGCUGGCCCCCCUACUGCUCCUCAGGGCUGCUGGAGAGCUCUUUCUCCUUAGGGACUGCUACUUCCCCCCAAGACGGGAGCACACAGUGUAGGGAAGCCAGAGAGAAAAGACAGCCUGCCACGGAAGUGCAGUGACCUUCCCACUGCCCCCUGCCCCAGUCACAAUGCCCCUGUCACUGAGCACCAGGGAAGAUCAUUUGCUAAGAGGCAGCUACUGCAAAUCUUUGCAUUCACUUGUACUGUAACAGCAUAAACCAGCACUCAGUUCCCACCCGGGACGCACCCCACCUGGGAAAACCACCAGUGACUGUUGGCAUUAGGAGGGUGGCUUCAAUAAAGGGUUUCCGCUGCAUGUG